AUGAAAUCUUUUUUUUUAUUCGUUUUGGUGAUAUCAAUUCAUCUUGUUUAUAGUGCUAAUCAAAAUCCUGGUCAUUUAAAACCAUUAGGCUCUGUUGGAUCUUUAAUUAAUAUUCCAGAACUUCAUCAUGAAUAUCCAUCAGUAACAAAACUUUUGACAUAUUACAUACCAAAAUCUGUCCCAACUAUUUUUCGUCAAGUACUUAAUAAUGAUAAUCAUUAUUCUAUUUGGCAAACAGAUGAACAACUUGAAAGUGAAGUAUACGGCUUGUCAGAUACAAAUAUACAAGUCGAAUCAUUUAAAUUAAGACAAAGAGUUGAAAUGACAUUUGGAAAAUUUCUUCAACAAGUUAGAAGAGGACAUUUAAUGUUUGCUGAUGAUGUACCAGAAGUUCUUCAAAAAUAUCUUACUGUUCCUAAACCUUUACAAUGUGAAACUGUUUUAGAAACUUUUCUAUCUGCCGUUUUAAUUAUCAACCAUAUUAAUACAUCACCAUUAUUGUCUAAUGAAAAUAAUGAUCAUUUUCAUUGUAUUCUUCGUGGUAGUCAACGUAUGGUUUUAAUUAAUACACUUCAAUAUCCUGAUGUUCGUAAGAUUCUUGCACCAGAAAAACGACACCAACGUGGACCACCUGUUAAUCCAGAUCGAGUUGAUUUUGAUCUAUUUCCAUCAUUAGCAAAUAUUGAUUAUCAUAUAGCUAAUUUAACAUCAGGUGAUUGUUUAUUUAUUCCAAAUCAUUGGUUCUUUCAAGAACGUUCACUUGAAAAUACAAUAACAAUUGUUUAUAAUAUAAAACAUCAACAAGCAUUAAAUAUCGAUGUAAAUGAAUUAAAAACAUGUCCAGAAUAUGAUCCAACAUUUACACUUGAUCAAAUUGAUUGGUCUGUUGAACGUCAUCCUCAAAGUUUCAAAGAUUUAAUAAAGAAUCUUGUUAAUACAAAAACAGAUGGAUAUGAUAAAUGGCAAGAAAUGUUUUCGAAACACUUAUCUUAUGAUAUAGCAUCAGAUCCUGAAGCAUCAGCUAUGUUUGAAGAGUUCUAUGGUAUUGUUGAUGUUGAUGGAAAUGGUCAAGUAACAACAUCAGAAAUCGAACAAAUUAAUGGAAUACAUCAACAUCAUAUUACUGAUAUUCUUUAUGAAAUGGCAAAAAUUAUUAAUAGUAAACGUAAAACUAGUACUCCAAAACCAGUGAAAAUCGAAGAUGAACAAUCAAUAUUGAAUGAUAACGACAAUGAUGAACAUCUUCAUUUACAAAGUUACAAAACCGAUUUAUAA
Messenger RNA from Adineta steineri, 1275 nucleotides. The record is from the annotation of a GenBank genome assembly. Lineage: Eukaryota; Metazoa; Rotifera; Eurotatoria; Adinetida; Adinetidae.